AUGUUUAAUGAAUCCUAUGAGCGGAGGCUGCUUCAGCAAUGCACUCCCAUACGAAAACAAUCGGUUCUGGUCCGGCCAGAGCCUAUGGAUAGAUUUAUUCCAUGCAGACUUGAAAACAAUUGGAAGACCAGCUUUCGAGCCAUCUACCGUGGUAAUGAGAACCAGCCAGCAAAGAAGUCACGUAGUGAUGGCAGCAAUGAUGGUGCAGGCGGUCCUAGGGAACAGUUCGCGUAUGGAUGUCUCCUCCGCAACGAACUUCUUGGUGCAGAAAUUGAGGAACUAAGAGGACCUCCAACAAAUUGUGCUGAAGGAAAUAGGGCGGCUUUAGGCGCUGUUCAGCUAGCUUCUGCCGCGAGAGCCGCCCUCGCUUACUCCCCGCCCGUCUUCAGAUUUCGCGCACCAGUCCACAGUGCAGAAGAAAAUAUAGACCCGUCACCGUACAGCCUUUCACCAGUAUCAGCGAAAUCACAGAAAUUGUUGCGGUCUCCACGUAAAGCUACUAGGAAAAUCUCUAGGAUUCCGUUCAAGGUGCUUGAUGCGCCGGAAUUACAAGACGAUUUCUACCUUAAUCUGGUGGACUGGUCCGCCCAAAAUGUUCUCAGCGUUGGAUUGGGAAGCUGUGUGUAUCUGUGGAGUGCCUGCACAAGUCAAGUGACACGGCUAUGCGAUUUGUCAUCGGAAGGCAACGCAGUAACUUCCGUGGCGUGGAGCGAACGGGGCCACUUAGUAGCUGUUGGUACACAGAAGGGUCAUAUCAGCGUUUGGGAUGUGGCUGUUAAUAAAGAGGUAACAAAACUGCAAGGGCACAUAGCUCGUGUGGGCGCGUUAGCGUGGAAUGGCGACAUCCUGAGUUCUGGCUCCAGAGACCGACAUAUUAGACAAAGGGAUACAAGGACACCACCGGUACAAUCGUCUCGCAUUCUGCAAGGUCAUAGACAAGAGGUGUGCGGUUUGAAGUGGUCGCCCGACGGACAGUCGCUGGCGUCCGGCGGAAAUGAUAAUAAACUCUUCGUAUGGUCUAUGCACUCAACAUCCCCCGUGCAGACGUACUCUGCGCACGUGGCGGCGGUGAAGGCGAUCGCGUGGUCGCCGCACCAGCACGGGCUGCUCGCGUCGGGCGGCGGCACCGCCGACAGGUGCAUACGGUUCUGGAACACGCUCACAUCUCAACCUAUGCAGUGUGUCGAUACUGGCUCACAAGUAUGCAACUUGGCCUGGUCGAAGCACUCCAGCGAGUUGGUCUCUACGCAUGGAUACUCGCAGAAUCAGAUAUUGGUGUGGAAAUAUCCUUCCCUUACUCAGGUUGCGAAGUUAACAGGACACUCGUACAGAGUACUCUACCUGGCUCUGUCACCGGACGGUGAGGCCAUAGUAACCGGCGCCGGUGAUGAAACACUCAGAUUUUGGAACGUUUUCUCCAAAACACCUUCACAUAAAGAAAAUAAAAGUGUACUAAACCUAUACACGGCGUUGAGA
This is a messenger RNA of Brenthis ino (lesser marbled fritillary), 1476 nucleotides long. The record is from the annotation of a GenBank genome assembly. NCBI's taxonomy places the organism in Eukaryota, Metazoa, Arthropoda, Insecta, Lepidoptera, Nymphalidae.